UUUGUGAGGGUUCAGCAUCCUCCGGGUGCAGCGGCGGCGGCAGCCCCGGCCCUCCCCCUCUGCAGUAUGCCCGACGCUCAAACGGAAGCAGGCGCUACCAUUUUGAAACACAGCACCGCCUAGCGCCAUGGACAAGAGCCACACAGUGAAGCUCUUUGUGGGCAAUCUGGCGUUGGACACCACCCAGGAGGAGCUGUCGGCCAUCUUCGAACCCUACGGCCAGGUGGUCAGCUGCAGCGUGCUGCGGCAGUUCGCCUUCAUCCACCUGCAGGGCGAGGGCGCUGCGGAGCGCGCCAUCCGGGAGCUCAACGGCCGGGAGUUCCGUGGUCGGAACCUGGUGGUGGAGGAGUCGAGGGGGAGGCCUUUGCACUCCACCAAGGUGUUCGUGGGCAACCUGAGUGGGAUGUGCACCACAGAAGAUCUGCAGCAGUUGUUCCAGACGUUUGGGAAGGUUCUUGAGUGCGACAAGGUCAAAGGCUAUGCCUUCGUUCACAUGGAAAACAAGGAAGACGCACUGCAGGCCAUUGAAGCUCUACACGGCACCUCGUUCAAGGGCCGUCCCCUGUCUGUAGAGCUGUCCAAGGUCCAGCCCAGCAAGCAGGCACCGACAGGGAAGAUCCCCUGUGUUAACUGUGGAAAACAGGGCCACUAUGCAGGAGAAUGUCCUGUGGGGAAGCCGUCUCUGGAGCAGUACCAGAGUCAGGCAGCAGUCUUGGCUGCCGCCGCCGCUGCAGCCGCCGGGCUGCCUCUGCAGGUCCAACAGAGCGUGCACAAUUCAGUCUACAACACCUCCACGUUCGAUCCCACGUACGCAGCUCUUACUGGGAUAACCACGGGCACUCGCACUGAUGGAAACCCAGUGAACCCAGCUGUCUACGGGGCACUUGCCAGUCAGGUGUACGGUGCCAAUGUUGCCAAUCAGCUUUAUGGAACAGUGGCCAGCCAGGCAGCUCUCUCAUCAGGCGCCACCCAAGUGUACAGCUCAAUGACCCCCAAUAUCUACGGCCAGGUGGCGGCGACCCCAGCGGCGGCCGCAGCUGCAGCGGCUGCUGCCUACACAACUCCAGUAUACACCCCAGCAGUGGGCAACCCCCCUGUUUAUCUAGCUGCCGCCCACGGAUUAGAGAUGCAAGCAGCAGCGGUAAACCCCGCCUACUCUGUGGCGCCAGCGUUGUACGGCGCCGCCACCCCUGCCUACGCUCAUAUAAGCGCCAUGGGAGCGACGGACCCGACGACGGCCAUCUUUGAGGCGGCCAGGCAGGCCCACUACUUCUCCCAGGGCCAGCAGGUUGUGGCUGAGCAGCAGACAGCAGCUGCUGCAGCGGCAGCGGCAAAGUCCGGUGAGAGGGACCGGAGUCCCCUGCGGAGAUCGACACCCCUGUUACCGGAUCCCGUCUUGAAGCCCUUUGUGUACCAGAGAGCCAAGCCACGCAGGCCCCUGCUCCCGACGCCAGCUGGGCGAGCAGCCGAGGAGGCGGUUGAGGCUGCAGAGGACCCCAUGGCAAGGUAUUAUGCUGAGUACUACCAGCAGCUGCAGCAGUACCACCAGUUCCAGUAUGCCUACCCACCACAGAACGCGGUGACCCUCCCUGCCAUACCGGGCGUACAGGCCGUGUCGGCCGUACCAGCAGCUGUACCCACGAUGAGCGCCCAACCGGUUGCUACGCUGGAUGCCCUCAGGCCAGUGGUCCCCACUGCCGCAGCAGUGGCAGCCGCAAUGGCUGUGCCCAGGGUGUAUGAGCCGCCGUUGCCGCCGCCCACGCGCAAGGAGGCCAUCCUCCGCCGCCCCGAACUCUCCCUUCACACACCUGAGCCCCCCUUCCGAUAGUCACACACACACCUCUCUGCCCCACCCCACCCCUUUUGCCCCGAACCUGACUCCCCCAACAUCCACUUCCACCCCAAACGUGACCACCUUACUGCAGCUGUAUGCGUGUGUAUGAGAGAAUGUGUGUGUUUGUGCGGGGGGCUCGAAGUGUGUGGCGUAGGGUUUGAAACUGGGGGCUUCUUGGUUUUAUUAACCUGCUCUGUGAGGGACUUUGGUAACUUUGGUCCUGUUUGCACAUGCACAGUGCAGCUAUGAGGGAGGCUCUUAUCUGUGUUCUGGGCAUUCUUUAUCCUUUUCUUUUACUUUUUAUUGUGCCAGUCCUACACCUGUGCCAGUAUUACACUGACCCCGUCAGUUGUGUCACUUGCCUUUACUUUGACAACCAUGUUAUGAUUUUCUAAGGCCAAACCUACAACCAUACCUUGUUUUUCUCCUUGGGCCUAGAUGAUCAGUGAGGGCAGCUAAUUUGAAACCUUUUUGCCUUACGUUGAAGUGUUCAGAUUUUGAUGUGAGCAGAUGGGGAGUCAGAUGAACACACAUCGUGUCCUGGCUGCAGUGCAGUGUGUCCAGCAGAACCAAGGUUGAUGUGUUUGGGGUGGGGAGUUCGUCUUGAAUGUAGAUGUAGAUGUGUCUCUGAGUGAGUGAGAGAGAGAGAGAUAUGUGCGAGCUACUGACCCUGCAGCGCACAAACGAAGCAGCUAAGACUGCACCUUGCAGAAAAACAAAACGUAAAGCACAUAUAAAAUGUACUGUAAUGUUUGGAUCUCCCCUGGAUCGCCAUUUGUUUUACCUCUUCCCCUCCUUUGUUUUAACUGGAGUGCUGAAAGACACUGCUUCACCUCUCUCUCUACCUACAGCUGCCUACCUCGCAGAUCAGAUUUCAGUGUAGAUUGUGUUGUAUUCUAUUUUAAUUCCUCACUUCUCACCCAGUCAGCAGUUCAUUCUGCUUCUUGGAAAGGUACAGGGUCAGCAGUUUAUUGGGAGCUGGAUGUUGAAGACAAUGACUUUUUAUAGAUAGUCUUUUUUUUUAAUUGUUUGUUUUGUUAUGUAGUUUACAUGUAAUAUAAAUCAAAAGGGGGGUGUAAUGAUUGUAACUAUGACAUAACCCUUUGAGUGACUGCUGCAUAUAUAGAUUACCAUACAUACAGUAUGUCCUAUUAGGAGUAUGAGAAUAUUUGACAAGCUCAAUUACGUGCCUAAGCUUUUGAGUGAAGUGCAUUUAAUGGAGGCAUUGCCCAUUUCAAGUGCUUGUGGUAUUACUUUUUAAUCAUUUCAAAGGGGGAUAACGUGAGCCCCCUGCAGCUUAGUGUCCAAACUACAAGCUGGCUCACGGACUGAAAAUUAUGUAUUAGAUUUGCAUUGGUUUGUUUAACAAAAGCCACAAUUUGAGCCUCACAGGUUCACAAGUAUCUGCUGAUGAUUUUAAGCAGAAAUGACAGUGAAAGCACCAGUGAAGUGAGGCAUGGGGCAGUGUCUUCCAGUCGUCCCGACUGUCCUCGACUUUUUUCAAACACCACAAAAACAGACCUGCUUCAGAUUUCAAUUGCAAAAAAAAGUUUGUUUGUUUUUUUUUUUGUUUUUUUUUUUUGCAUCUUGGGUCAGCUUGGCUACGUCAGGAUAGUUUGAUCAGGAUUAAAAACUAGAUCUACAUAUACUCUUUGCACUUAUACUUGAAUAUUUCCUGAGUGGCAAAUUCCACCAAUCUAGUUCUACAAUCAGUAAAAUUUUUUGCAAGGACUAUUUGACAGCGGUCUGAUGCACACACAGACAUACUCACUGAGAUCACCUGACUGCCUCGCUCUUUGCCCCUUCUCCUCCUCUGGUUUUUAGUAGUUAAGAGACCUUUUGCAUCCCACGGUGUAAUCGUUCUGUGUUGUAUAUACAAACACAUACCAGUUGCAUCCUUUGUAGAAAUACGUGGUUUGCGAAUAUUACUUGUUUGCCAUGUUUGAGAUCGUAUUUUUAGAGAAGCGUUUUAGUUUAGACCUUUUUUUUUUUUUAGAAAAAAACAAAUAAAAAAAAUCAGCAUGCUUUUUUUAAAAUAUGUAUACUAUAAAUCUUAUAAUAAAGAAUGUGUGGCUGACUACUGUGGUAAAGACAGCAAGGGUUUGGACAUUUCCCCUUCUUCUUGUUUAUGUUGUUCUUCUCCAUUAUCUGUUUCUCUUGUGUAAAAUGACCACCAGACCCAUUUGACUGGGGACCCAAGGGGAGACAGGUGUAGAUGCUGGCCCUGCUUUGCUCUCUGUGGUCAGGGUAAGUGCAGGUUGGCGCUCCUUUCUCUCUCCAGCCUCUCAAGCAGUGUUGCAGACCAGCAUUUAUGUGAAAGCACUUGCUCUCUGCACUUAAACAAAUAAAUUUCAGUAUUGAGUUCUGACAAGGAAGACUUGAUAUAGUCUUCCUAAAACGGAUUUGAUGCUGAAAGGACAGUGUGAAAUCUCAUUGAGAGCUGGGGAGAGGCACACAGAUAGAAUGGCCUGGGUGCAUUUUGAUCUGUGGAGCAGUCCUGUUGCUUCUUGGGGUUGAUGGGUGUGUGUCUGGUCUGGUCUGGUCUGGUCUCUCCCCGCUGCACCAAAUUCUCCCUUUCCGUGUGUCUUUGUGUCCACUCUAUCAGACUUGCAUGUGUGAUGAUCUGUAACUUUGCCGCAAAAAAAGGGCCCACGACAGUCCAGCUCUGAACUAACUAUCUCAACUGAAUUAGGUCACCGUGCCACCUGGAACGGCCACUGUGCAGCCGUGCGUGAAUGUGGCGGCGUGAGCCAUGGGGACAACUUUUAGUGCGACGCCACCGCAGUGGGAACUUGUUCUCUCUCUCUUCACCACCAAGGUAAAUGAAAACAAAACCAAACUUAAUGAAAGCACUGACCUCUCCUCUCCCCACCUGCCGCCCCUCCUUUGACUGUGCCUUGACCAAACACUCCUCCCCUCUUCCUCUCCUCUGCCAUCACCACCUCCUCUCUCCCCAGUCCGUAGCUCCUUCUCAGCUGCAAUGGCAGUGCCACACCUGCAGCCUUGGGCCUCUCCUCAUUAGGGGUGGGUGGGUGGGGCUAAGACGUCCUCAACAAACUGAGUCCUGUCAUCAGUGUACAAGGCGACUGACUGUGCUGAUGUGUCGUGCUGGUCUGAUCAAGUGAAUAAAGAGUCGCGUGUGUGUGUGAGUGUCGAACAAACGUGAGCAUGGAUGUUUGAAGAACUGUUGAUCGUGUGUUUCAUUGAAUAGUAAGACUUGGCACAUAUGGAUACACCCCCACCCCUUCCCUGCCCGCUAGUAAACUCCUCUCCACCGCCGUAUUCGCCGCCCUCAACACCCCUCCCACUCCCUCCCUCCCUCCCUCCCUCCCUGCCUUACCUUCUUCCUCCCCCAUCCAAAUGUCCCGCUUCACCUCUCUUCUCCGCCGUUCACGCACACAAACGCUUAUUCCGCCGCCACCGCCGUUGCCACCUUGGAUCUGGGUUUGUGGCUCUGGCUCGGACUCAACUUCCCAGAACCACCCACCUGACCCAACCUCCCCAUCCUCCUUUGUUACCGUAGAGGCCUGGGCUUGCCAAUGGACAUUGUGUGUGUGGUGGCCCGCCGUCGGACUUAGUAACAUGACACAGCAAGACUUCAAUGUUGGACAAGCUGCUUUGCUAAAACUGUUGAAUGCUGGGUUUGCUCCACACGGCUGUUGGAAGGGAUCUUAUGUCAUGUUCCUCAAAAGAACUUUAGCUUCAGUACAUUCAAAAUGACAAACCAACCUCCUGCUCUCAUUGUGAUAAGAGUUAUCUGACCUUUGUGUCCCUAACAGCCUGUGUGCCAAUCAGAAACAUCCUAUAAGAUGGGCCUAGGUACGAGGCCAGUCUGACCUGUAGAUUCUCCCCAAUCUCAGGGUUCCUAUAGGACUUUUCUGGUACGGCAGCUCUACACUAUUCCUUCUAUACUGGAAUCAGCUGGACUGGCUGGAAAUGUGCUCUAACAUGUAUGUGUUGCUAUAUGUUAAGAUGUGUCCAUGUGCUGAAGUAGAGAACUUAACCCUCACACACAAUCCCACACUUGUUGGCUUUAAAGGAUAUGAAAUGAGUUGUCCGAUAUUUGCUCUGACAGCUGCAAGAUGGAGUCGAGACAAAGAGGCCGUUGCUUUCUGUCUGCCUAACAAACAGAAGGGACGACGAAGGAGGGAAAUGAAUAGAUGAGUUGAGUACAAGGUGAGUCGGUUGUGGAGGCUGUCCCCUGACCUCACCUUCCUGAUCUUGGAGGGGCCUGUUGUCGAUUGUUAUAUUUGUUUAGACUGAUCUGGAUCGGUUUGUACAUGGCAUUGAACUGUCACGAUAAUGCUGCCUAGUCUCUGCACAACAUCCUUGUUUAUUCCAAUGUAGAAUUCCAGAACUGAUUAUAGAAAGUUGACCAAACAGCACCCAGAAACACGGAAAGUCUAAUUUCAACAUCGUCAAAUUUGUGCACAUCUGAGGAAAAGCCAGUUUAAUGAACUGUGCGGCAGAGCCUCCAUGAUCAGGGUGCGCAGAGCUCCAGUUUUUAUUUUUCUCCCCACUCCCCCUACUCCUUACUGAAGGCUUCUUUAGGCGCUUGCGAAUCUGGGCAUCCCAUGCUUGGGUGAAUGCAGCCACGCAGCUCCAACCCCCUGCUCCGAAUUCCCAGUCACACUGAACUCGCUGCAGCCUCUUCCCCACUUCCUCACCAACUCUCCUGCCUUCUGUGCUUUGGACAGUUUCUCAGUAAUCCAGAUGCUCUUUGAUAGGAUCCAGCAGGUUACAUCUGCUUUCUUGCAGCAGGUAACUGCUGAGAUGCACAAGUGUGUGUGUGCAUUCAGAAUGCAGUCUACUUCAGUUAGGUGUUGUGAUAAAUACGUUUUGAGCACAACCCAUAUAGACCAUAUUGCCUUUGAGUUUGCAAGUUGAGAUUCAUUAAUGUCAUCAGAACUGUUCUAGUUCUUACAGCACAAAUGAAAAUCAAAUAAUAGACUGUACUCAUGCUCCUGUCAGUCAUUACCUGAGCUCCAGGGGAAGGACAUAAAAUGAACCCCUGCAGGAUAGAAUACAGUUCAAUCGUUAGAAGGCUAAUGUUCAGUUUCACCUGCCUGCAUAUAUUUAACAUUGUUAAUUCAGCAUCAUUUUUCGGGUUUUUCUUUAUGUUUACAGUGAUCAACUGUAAACUUAGCUCAGUAGUAGCACAGUAACGUCUCCAACGGUAACCACAAAUAGUCGCACAGUAGUUAAGAAACUUAAAGUAGGUAAAUGGACCAAGUCGACUGUAGUUACAUUAAAAUGCCUGAUUAAUUAUAAUACAAGUGAUUCUAGUUUCCAAAGACAAGGGUGACAGAUUAGUAUGCCAUCCAAAGAGAAUAGCAAUGUGGAUCUGUUCAUUUCAAGGACAUUUGUUCCAGCACAAAACUUAAUGGGAUGGGGGGUAGUUGGUGAAUGUUAGAUACAAUGUUUGCGUCAACAUGUUUACUGUGAAUGACAAAUUCUGAUAUAAACAAAUAAUACUGUAUGGUUGUGUAUGCAUAUUCACAUUUUAAUCUGUAUUUCUUAAACUGUCUAGGCAUUUUUCAGUCUGCAUGCAACCAUUAAUAAAAUCAGUUUUAUAUCA
This is a messenger RNA of Betta splendens (Siamese fighting fish), 7412 nucleotides long. RefSeq names its product RNA binding motif protein 14b (gene rbm14b). The transcript is spliced from 4 exons. Bases 128 to 1828 code for a protein of 566 amino acids. Gene Ontology annotation, molecular function: mRNA binding; zinc ion binding. The record is from RefSeq and is a predicted model, not a curated record. NCBI's taxonomy places the organism in Eukaryota, Metazoa, Chordata, Actinopteri, Anabantiformes, Osphronemidae. Gene Ontology annotation, cellular component: cytosol.